Filobasidium floriforme is the source of this 1365-nucleotide messenger RNA. RefSeq lists its product as uncharacterized. NCBI's taxonomy places the organism in Eukaryota, Fungi, Basidiomycota, Tremellomycetes, Filobasidiales, Filobasidiaceae. The record is from RefSeq and is a predicted model, not a curated record. The transcript is spliced from 7 exons. Gene Ontology annotation, biological process: regulation of peptide transport. Bases 1 to 1365 code for a protein of 454 amino acids.
AUGUUGCCUUCCUCUCCCCGGAGAAGGUUCGUCACCGGCGUAGGACUGUUGUUGUGCGUGGUGGUACUGUGGACGACGUCGAAUUUCAUCACGUCGGACCUGUUAGAAGGGGGUUAUAACAAGCCUUUCCUGAUCACGUACCUGAAUACGAGCGCCUUUUCGCUCUACCUCUUUCCCUUCCUCUUCAAACGAUGGAACGCGGAACGACGGCAAGGAAUCGCAGAUCGCCUGAUCAGGUCGUUAUCGCCUUCCCCGGCGUUGAUCACCCAUUCGCAAUUACACUCGUCGUUGUCCACCUUGCCAGCUCGCACGGAGGCCGAGUUCCAUACCCAUAACCAGCAAUAUCAUCAUUACCAAUCGGGCUCUGAAUCUGCUAUCGCCGACCCCGACUUUGACGGGGAAUAUCAUUCCGACAACGACAACCCCGAAGUCCAGCUCCAGCCUCUUCCUUCUCAACCAGACCUCGGUCUGACGGGUCAACCGAAACUCACUUCGGGGGAGACGGCACACCUGGCAGCUACGUUUUGUAUCGUCUGGUUUGCGGCUAACUGGACGGUGAACGCUUCGUUGGGGUUGACGAGUGUGGGGAGUUCGACGGUCUUGGCGGGCAUGAGCGGAUUCUUUACUUUGGCUUUGGGGCGGGUGUUUGGGGUGGAGAGUUUCACCAGGGCAAAAGUCUUGGCCGUGCUAGCCAGCUUCAUCGGUCUGGUCCUCGUCACCCAUUCCGACUCGCUGCUCGCUUCCGUCUCGACGACCCUGCCAGGAGACCAACCCGACCCGACGGCACACGUCAAGAGGCCCAUGUGGGGUGAUGCGUUGGCGUUGUUGAGCGCGUUCUGUUAUGCCAUCUACGUUAUCCUCUUGAAGGUCAGGAUCGGGGACGAGGAACGGGUGGAUAUGCAGUUGUUUUUCGGCUUCGUGGGAUUGUUCAAUACCCUCUUCCUCCUGCCACUCAUCCCGAUCCUCUCGGCAUUGGGGGUCGAGACGUUCGAGUUCCCGACGAGGAGACAGGAUUUGAUCGUCUGCGCCGUGAAUAUGGUCAUCACGCUCAGUUCGGAUUAUCUCUACGUGUUGGCCAUGUUGAAGACUACACCUCUAGUCGUGACGAUCGGACUAUCGUUGACGAUCCCGUUCGCCAUGUUGGGCGACUUCUUACGCGGAUCCACUGCGGCCCUGACGAGCCAGGCCAUCCUCGGCGCUUGUCUGGUCAUCGUCGGGUUCGGGCUGAUGGGCCUCGAAGGCCUCGAACAGGAUGAAGAGGCUCAGAUCGUCGCUGUCGAGGUGCAUCCUGGGGAGCAUCGCCGGUACGACGAAGAGGAUGUGGAGAGGGGGAGGAGGUCGGGCGUGAGGGCAGGGUCGGAUUGA